AUGUCAGGGAAGAGCCAGGAGGAUUACUACCAGGUCCUGCGGUUCAUUGACCAUCAACUCCCAGAAAGCAUUGCUUUGGAGAGAUUUGUUGCAGAUUUUGAAGUAGCACUGUGGAAGGCCCUAAAAUACGGUUCCCUGGAACACCCAUCCAAGGCUGAGUGUUCAACUGGACACGGGCGGUGUUUAGGAAAGUCCAGGAGCACGGACUUCAGCAAUUUGACUGCCUACAAGAAGAAGACUCAGUCUACAACACAUUGGGGAGACCUUCCUACUUCUGGAUGGUCGUGCACCAGAGGUUCUUGCUCCAGUGAUAGACUAUGUGUAGAGACCUUCCUACUUCUGGAUGGUCGUGCACCAGAGGUUCUUGCUCCAGUGAUAGACUAUGUGUAUAGGACGUGGAUCCGUUCUUCAGUCUUCAAGAUCCAUCACUGGAGUGUGUUCAUGACGUCCAUCCUGACGAACAAUGAUGUGGAGGGAUGGCACAACCGCCUUUACACCAGUGUUGCCACCAGGGGAUCGGUUCCCUUCAACCAUCUUCUUCUUGUUCUGCACAGGGAAGCAAUCAGCAUGGUGUCUGAAGGGAAGAUGCAGAGAUUCCAAAGGAAGAGGACAUUACAGGUGGAAGGUCGUGUCUUCAAGCUGUGGAACAACUACUGUGAAAUAUCGAUCACUGCGAGUAAACUGUUAAAGGGCUGUGCUUCCAUUUAUGGACCUCCAGCUUUGAUUAUGUGAUUCGUUGAUAUCGUGACAGCUGUGCCCCCGUGCAUCUUGAAAUGUAAUAAUGUCUUUUACUUAUAAAGUUUGUUUGUUAUUGUCACUGCAUUUAAAAUAUCUUGAUUUGUUUUACUGAGUUUUUUAAAUCACAAAUUGCCUUUACUGUUUGUUGUUGUUCGUUCUGCCUAUGUUUAAAAUUCAUAAUGAAUAAAAAGAUGGAUGUAGCUAAGAAUAUAAUAAUCGUUGUUCUUCAAAGGAUUUUAAUGAAUUAAAUUAGACAAAAUUGCAAAAUAAUUUAAUUGAAUACAACUACAAGCAAUAUAGUUCACACAGUAUCAAUAAUUUUAGUGGCAAGUGAAAAAGUUGCUUUUUAAUGGUAAAACAAAUGUAGUAAACAUACUAUAAUGCAAGAAAUUAAGGACGUGAUAAGAAAAUGAUUUAAAAACCACAAAAUAAUCAUUUCUGAUACUCAAUCCGUCUCCUUUAAUUAUU
This is a messenger RNA of Magallana angulata, 1206 nucleotides long. RefSeq lists its product as uncharacterized. Bases 1 to 732 code for a protein of 243 amino acids. The transcript has 5 exons. The record is from RefSeq and is a predicted model, not a curated record. NCBI's taxonomy places the organism in Eukaryota, Metazoa, Mollusca, Bivalvia, Ostreida, Ostreidae.